Messenger RNA from Peronospora belbahrii, 366 nucleotides. NCBI's taxonomy places the organism in Eukaryota, Oomycota, Peronosporomycetes, Peronosporales, Peronosporaceae. The record is from the annotation of a GenBank genome assembly.
AUGCCCCGUGACGAAGAGACGUACCGUAAUAUGGAUCAAGAGCAAUUUGAUCGUCGUCGUGCACAGGAUGAAGCACGGCAGGAUGCAUUACUGGACCAAAUCCAUGGCGGUGUUGUAGGCCUCAAGAACCAGGCACAUGCGAUUAACGGCGAAGUCGUUGAGCAGAAUAUCAUGAUUGAUGACAUUUCUAAUCGAAUGGACAAUGCAACACAAAACAUUGCAAAGGAAGAGAAAGCAGCGCGGGAAAUUAAUGCUCGCAAAAAGAAGGCGUGCAAGUUAUACGGUGUGAUUGUAGUGCUGGUUGUGAUUCUCAUCAUUGUGUUCAUUAUCCCUGCACCCAGUCCAGCAAAACCACAACAGCUGUAG